This is a messenger RNA of Bactrocera dorsalis (oriental fruit fly), 3232 nucleotides long. RefSeq lists its product as uncharacterized. Gene Ontology annotation, molecular function: DNA binding. The record is from RefSeq and is a predicted model, not a curated record. NCBI's taxonomy places the organism in Eukaryota, Metazoa, Arthropoda, Insecta, Diptera, Tephritidae.
UCGCAGCAACCAAAACGAUAACGUUGCAAAAGUACACACGGUGUUAUAAUACAAUCAGCCACGACGACGUCUACAACGGUGUCAGCCGCUCCGGCGUUCGCAUCGGAUACGCCAAAGCAACAACAAAACUCGCGACGUCGUCGUCAAACAGUCGAACCGCCGCUAUUUAGUGCCAUCAACAUGACGACGACCACGACUAGUCGUGUCGGCCGACGCGUGCGCCUGCCCGUGCACCUCGCCACAUCGGUGACGUCGAGCGCGGCUAUAAGGGCGGCCACGGUGUCAUCCGCGCUGGGCCCAAAGAAAUUGCGAAGUUUGCGAAAUUUGUUGUCGCGCGGCAAGCGAAAACCCAUCCGUGUGCGCAGCACCAGCGACGGCAGCAGUGCUCAACAACAGCAGCAGCAGCGACCACAACAACAACAACAGAUUGUUGUGGAGCAGCAGCACCAGCAAGUUCAUAACAAUAUCAAUAGGCAUAAUACCCAGAAUAGCAUUGACAGCAAUUGUAAAAGCAAUAACAACAACAACAACACAAACACAGUUCAACACAACGAAAACGCGUUGAAAGUGAAGGAGCGCGAAAAGGUGGCCGAAAAGCAUGCCAUUGCAGCCGAGGAGUUGGAUGACAGUGACGACGACGCUAAUGAAGAUGGCGCCGAUGGCUAUAAGUCUGAGAAUAACCCCCCAACAGCGUUGGCACAGCCAUUCCACGAGAAAAUGCUCUACGACACACGAAUACGUCGGAAAAAUGUGUUGGCGCUCAAUGAGAAAGUGGCUGCGAUACGCGAGUACGAAAAGUCGCCGGUGUACAAGCGUAUCGGACGCAUGUUCCACUGCAGUCCCGAUCAGAUCAAGCGCAUAGUACAGCAGAAAGACAGCAUACUCGAGGCUUGGGAGCAGCGUACGCGUCGCUGUCACGACGCAAAAACGCUUGAAAUGAAAGUGGUGCGCGUGUCGAUGCUGGGCAAAGCGGUCUUCGAUUGGCUACGCCGCAUGAUCUACUACCAGGACAUACAGAUAACGGAUGGGCUCAUACAGAAGACGGCGCUGCAAUUUAAAAGCGCUAUGGGCUUACAAAAUUUCUUUCCACAUCAGGAUUGGUGCGAUAAAUUUCGACAGACAUACAAAAUCCAUACAACCGACAGUAAACUGCUGAAUAUUGGCUAUACACAAGGCUAUUCUGUGCAAAUAAAGGAUGUCAUGAAGGACGUGCUCAACGAGUGUACACCGGAUGCGGGCAGCAAGCCGCAACCGAUGGAUGACGACGACAACGAUGAUGAUGUGGAAGAGAUUAAGGAGGAGUGUGAUAAUACGGAGAAUACGAAAGCGCACGAAGGUGAUGGGGAACAGGAAGCAAAGCGUAGACGACUGAAGGCAGUCGGCAAUCUUCAGAGCACUAAAGGCAAUGUUGCAGGCAACAUGGCACAGCCAACAGGUAGCACACUAAAUGCAACUGGCAAUCCAAUUGUGAAACGCAUAAAUAUCACAAACCCCAACGGGAAUAUGUCGAAUAAUCAAUUAGCCGCCAAUUUGCAAAAGAAGAACACGCCAUCUCCAGCCAUGCACAAUCUUGCAGCACCGCAAUUAGCGCCUUUCCGUCAACUGGUCGCAUUGCCACUACAAGGUAAUGUCGCCGGCAUGCCGCAAAAGGUGUUGGUAGCCACACCCAUAACGCCGGCCGGUCAGAUGCCUGGCGGCAAGCCAAUGACCAUGACAAUCAUACCGCUGGCGACUAUCGCACAAUCGCAGAGCAUGCAAGCAGCUGCGGCCACAGCCACAGCUGCGGCAACUGCAACAGCUGCAGCGACUGCCACACCGACUGCACUAACUGCCGCGCUGGCUACAACAACGGCUACAGCCGCCACGCCUGCGUCGGAUGCCGAGAAAUCCAAUGUGCCACCACCGAUGCUGGAUAUUAAGAAGGAAAUCAAGCAGGAACCGCAGGAGCCCGUUGAAAUCAAACAGGAAUAUAUUUCAGACGCAGAGGAUGAGGAGCCAACGGAGCAGGAUCACCAACAGCCCAGUGACGAUGCUAUGAAAACAAACACUGCGCUGCAAGCAAAUGCCAUUAACAAUAAUACCACGCCAUUUUUACCAGAAGGUGAUACAUCCUCCAGUGGCAGUAUGGAUGUUGAAGAGCGUGUCCGCGCGCCAGAAACCGCCGAUGAUGACAAUAUAGCUUUAGCCAAUUUGCGGCGACUCAUACAGACGCAAGGUAAACUUGUUGCAACUUCAACAGCAUCCGCAACCGGCGUACGUCCUACCGUCUCGUCGGCCGUGCCGCCUUUAGCACCGAAACCCAUUUUAUUACCCGCUCCAUUAAACCCCAGCACAUCAGGUGCGACUGAGCGUCAGAGCUUGCCAACAUCGACGACUGCCAUUACUUGCAUACCAGCCGCCAAUAUAUCCGCCAUGAGUAGAUCCCUAUGCUUUACGCCGCCAUUGCCGCCUUUGACAAAAGCACCGGAUGCCGUUAUAAAUCGCUUGGCGAAUAAACGCAAACACGCCACAAACAAUAUGCCACUGAUGCCGCCCAUCAAAUCCUGUUCAGAGGCGCGUAAAUAUCUGAAACUUUUGGAAGAUUUCGCGCUGGUUAAAGAGAACUUUAGACUGAUCGGCUUGAUCACGCGCGCCGACGAAGUUCUGCGCGAGCUUGAUGGGGACGACGACGUGGAUGUGGAUUGAGUUGUUGUUUACAACAAACUUCUACUUUAAAAUUAAUACUUACACAUACAUAUGUUGUAUGUGGUUGUAUCCAUGCGUAGAAUGUAAGAGUAUAGCUUUUUCUAUGAAUACCAAAGCCGGUAAUUGUUACCAUAGUGCGUAAGUGAAGUGGGAAAACUUAUGUACAUACAUACAUACGUAUUCGUGUGAGUAUGUACAUAUGUAUGCAGCCUAUCUACAAAUCAAUUUUUUCACAUACUAUAUAGAGGUUUAUAUACAUAAACACAUAUUUCUAAGUAGAAGAGCACUAGGGACACAUCUAUGUACAUAUAUAGUUACUAUAUUGCAUACAUACAUACAUACUCCUGUAUUGGACACAUUUUUGUUUUUGUUUAUUUUAUAUGAAUUAUUUUAUUAUUCAAGUGAAUUUCAAUACUGUAUUUAAUUUGUUUCACAUACUUACAUAUAUUGUACGUCAACAAUACGUUACAUUAAAAUGUGCAUAAAUUUUUUAGAGAAGCUACCAAUUAAUUAAAAGUUGAAUAAAAAGGAAUUUGAAAAAAAAAAU